This is a messenger RNA of Neoarius graeffei (lesser salmon catfish), 3909 nucleotides long. RefSeq names its product interferon induced with helicase C domain 1 (gene ifih1). The record is from RefSeq and is a predicted model, not a curated record. Gene Ontology annotation, biological process: innate immune response; response to virus; positive regulation of interferon-beta production. The coding region runs from base 205 to 3348 and encodes 1047 amino acids. Gene Ontology annotation, molecular function: ATP binding; zinc ion binding; hydrolase activity. Gene Ontology annotation, cellular component: cytoplasm. The transcript has 18 exons. Lineage: Eukaryota; Metazoa; Chordata; Actinopteri; Siluriformes; Ariidae.
CUGAGGACAUUUCAGAGUUGCACAAAUGCCAACACUGAAUUCAGAAACAAUGCUCUGCCCAACCUCUGCCUGUUAGGAAACCAAAAGCAGCAGGAGGGAGAAACGAAACCGAAAGCAGACGGCACGUUUACUGGGAAUCUUCUGUUUUCUGCGUUUCACGUUCUGUACACACAUUCUCCCGAGCUCGCAGCUUUAUUCUGCACCAUGGACCAGGAGAAGAAAACCAUCGACUGUUUCAGAAACCGACUGAAGCAGCUGAUUCGGGUCGCCCCUGUUCUGGAUAUGAUACACUUCCUGAGCGAUGAGCAAAAGGAGCAGAUAAAAGCCAAACUACAGAAUGAAGGAGAAAUAAAGGCUGCUGAUCUUCUCCUCCAGGAAAUUAUAAGUAAAACCUAUCCAGAAGGUUGGUUCAGGGAGCUCUUAACUGCACUGGAAAGGGUCGGGUGUAAACAAGCAGCCAACUAUAUGGAGAACAAUCCUCCCAGUCCGUCCUUGGAGGCUGAGAAUGACACCUACACCAGGCUGAUAGACCUGCUGAGCCUCACACUCAUCAACAUGAAGACCCCUGAUGUGUGUCACAAGUGUUAUGAGCUCCAUAUUCUGACCGCCGAGGAUCGGGAGACUAUUUUAGCAGUGACAAGACAGUCUGGCAACAUGGCUGGAGCUCGCGUGCUGUUGUCUCAGCUGCCGAAGAAUGAGUUUGGCUGGUUCUCUCAGUUCCUGGAUGCUUUAAAGAUGACAGAACACACGCGGUUGGUGCAGGAAUUACAGGGCGAACCUGAUGGGCCCAGUGAGUCAUCUGCUGAUGUUGACAAACCAUCUCUAAAGGAUGAGAGUGAAUUGGCUACACAGACUGAAACAAAGAUGGGGGAAGCGAUUUUGGGUAGCCCUUCUUCCAGAUCUGUCUCUUCCUCUCCCAAUUUGGCAUCUGACUCCUCUCAGGUUUCAGUCUUAUCCACUUCUUGCCUUGAUGCUACAGCUCUUGACAGCAGUAUGGACAGCAGUAUGGACAGCAGUGGCUUAAGCUCAUUUGCUGAGCUUAGCACUGGAGGCACAGAUUUGGACCUGUAUGAAGGCAAUGAUGAGGAAAUAAGAGAGCAAACAACAGAGAGUUUGGAUCAAUCAGGGAAUCUCAGAUCCCCCGAGUACCCCCGUAGUUCGAACGAUUUGGACCUGUAUGAAGGCAAUGAUGAGGAAAUAAGAGAGCAAACAACAGAGAGUUUGGAUCAAUCAGUGAACGAGAAAGAGAUUGUGCUGCGUGAUUAUCAGAUGGAUGUUGCUCAGCCAGCUCUAGAGGAAAAGAACAUUAUCAUCUGUCUCCCGACAGGAAGUGGUAAAACCCGAGUUGCUGUGUAUAUCACCAAACAGCAUCUGGAGAGCAGAAAGCUAAAAGGACAACCAGCAAAAGUUGUUGUUCUCGUGAACAAGGUGCCCCUGGUGGAGCAGCACUACAAAGCAGAGUUUGGGAAGUUUCUGAAGCACCAGUACUCUGUUGAGAGAGUGAGCGGAGACUCACAGCUCAAAAUCUCCUUCCCACAAGUUGUUGAGAAGAAUGACAUCAUCAUCUGCACUGCACAAAUCCUAGAAAACUCUUUAGCCAAAGCCAAACAGGGUGACGAGGACGGGAUCACGUUAUCACAAUUUACUUUGAUGGUAAUUGAUGAGUGCCACCACACACAAAAGGGCGGUGUUUAUAACCACAUCAUGAUCCGCUACCUGAAACAGAAGCACAAGAAUGCUAAGCUGAGAAAAGAGCAGAAAGAUCCGGUGCCACUGCCACAGAUCCUCGGCCUCACUGCUUCACCUGGAGUUGGAGGAGCUAAGACUCAACAGAAAGCUGAGGAGCACAUUCUCAGAAUUUGUGCUAACUUGGACGCCUACACAAUAAAGACCAAAACUCGCGGAGAAGAACCCAAGGGUCCAUACAAACGUAUCGCGAGUGCUCAGGAAAGAAAGGAGGAUCCCUUUGGAGAUGUGAUAAAAGGAAUCAUGAAUGAGAUUCACACACAUGCCAAACUGAACCCACUAUGCCAGCCAGGCACACAGAAUUAUGAGCAGUGGGUGGUACAAAAAGAGCAGAAUGCUGCUAAAGAAGACAAUCAGACAGUGCGGGUUUGUGCAGAGCAUCUGCGUCAGUACAACGAGGCUCUCUACCAGAGCAACACCAUCCGCAUGCGUGAUGCUUUCAGCUUCCUCGACAAGUACUACAAUGAAGAGCUCAAGAAGAAAUUUACCCCUGAUGAUGAGGACACCAUUCAGAUCACUGACACGGAACGAUUUCUCUUCAAAUUAUUUAAAGCUAAAAAAGAGCAUCUUCAGGAGCUGAUGAAAAACCCACAGUAUGAAAAUAAUAGUCUAGCUCAGCUGAGGACACUCAUCUUGGAGGAAUACACCACCAGAACUGAAGCCAGAGGAAUUAUCUUCACCAAGACUCGCCUCAGUGCCAUAGCUCUUAGCCAGUGGAUUCAUGAAAACCCAAAGUUUGAGGACGCUGGUGUCAGAGCAAGCCACUUGAUUGGUGGUGGAGAUCAGAGUGUGGUCAAACCAAUGACAGCAGCAGAGCAGAGGGAUGUGCUGAACAAGUUUCGUGAAGGAGUGAUCAAUCUGCUGAUAGCCACCACUGUGGCAGAGGAGGGCCUUGAUAUUAAGCAGUGUAAUGUCGUCAUCCGAUACUGUUUGGUAACCAACGAAAUUGCUAUGAUUCAGGCUCGAGGCAGAGGAAGAGCAGAAGACAGCAGUUACACAGUGGUGGAGGAGUCCGGAUCAGGCGUAGCAGAAAGGGAAAGUGUGAAUGAAUACAGGGAGAAAAUGAUGAGCAGAGCUAUCACCAGGGUGUGCAAUCUGAGCCAUGAAGAGUAUGAAAAGAAAAUAAAAGAGAACCAGCUGCAGGCUAUCAUGGAGCAGCGUGUGAAGAUGAAAAAGAAGGAUAAGAUGGGCAUGAUGAAGGAGGACCCCAGCAAAGUGAAGCUAACCUGCAGGAGGUGUGAUGUAUCUGUGUGCUCUGGAGAAGACAUUGAGAUCAUUGAGAAGAUGCAUCAUGUCAACGUGACUGAAGCAUUCAGAAAGCUGUUCACUGUCAAAGAGAACAUGGCCCUGCAGGAGAGACUACUGGACUAUGAGGCAAAUGGAAUUAUAGCAUGUAAAAAAUGUGGACAGCAUUGGGGCUCUCUGAUGCUUUAUAAAAGCAUUGAAUGUCCAUGCCUCCACAUCAAAAACUUUGUGGUGACGUACAAUUCAAAGAAUAAGGUAUUCAGAAAGUGGAAUGAGCUGCCCAUCAGGUUCCCUGCGUUUGACUACGCUAACCAUGUCGUUACACAAAACUCAGACGACGAUACAGAGACGGACUAAAUCAGCGUAAAAAAGCAAAACAGUGCUCAUCUCACUUUACUUACUGACAGCUAGUUGUGAACAGACUGGACUGUACAUUGUGCCAAUGAAAUAAUGAUUGUCAUAAAAAUAUGAAAGUUUGUUAUCGCUGCAUUCACACCAUGAAAAACUUUACACAUCUGGUUAGUAAUCAGUGAUUCUCCAUAUUGCACACGUUGCUGAAAGGGAGGCACAGGAGGCUCAAAGAUUCUCAUAGACAGUGUUGUCAUCUCUUUUAGUUGCUCUAAAAAUAUUUUACAUUUUAAUGAUGAUCAAUUUACUAAUUAACACAAUUUUAUGGCUGUUUUGACUGCUUCCAUGAGAGUGAUGACUUUUUUUUUCUUGACAAGUGCCAUUCAUGGAUGUUCCUGCACUGUAAGCAACAGCUUACUAUUAUUUAUUUUCUUGGUGUCAUAGAAACAAAUACUGGUUCCUGUUGUUCCCUGUAAAUCCCUGAAAGAAUGUUAUAUUAUUACAGUUCAAGUAUGAUUAUGCUGGACAGAAUUUAUCAAAUGAAUUGUGCAGGUUCAUUCAAAAAUAAAA